Lates calcarifer (barramundi perch) is the source of this 9086-nucleotide messenger RNA. RefSeq names its product microtubule actin crosslinking factor 1b (gene macf1b). Gene Ontology annotation, molecular function: calcium ion binding; structural molecule activity; microtubule binding. The transcript is spliced from 40 exons. The coding region runs from base 809 to 7159 and encodes 2116 amino acids. Gene Ontology annotation, cellular component: membrane; intermediate filament; hemidesmosome. The record is from RefSeq and is a predicted model, not a curated record. Lineage: Eukaryota; Metazoa; Chordata; Actinopteri; Centropomidae. Gene Ontology annotation, biological process: intermediate filament cytoskeleton organization; hemidesmosome assembly; wound healing.
AGAAGCAGCAUGGAGUUUCUGAGCCACAGUCAGACCCAGAGGAGGGGCUUUGUUGGAUGAGAAGGGGGAGAGAGUGAAAGAAAAAGCCUAGGGAAGGUAAAGGGGGCACUUUGCCGCCUAGCUGCCGGGUACAGGAGCAACCUGAGCAGCAGCAGCGCUGGUGAGAAUGCCACCGCCUUGUUGUUAUAUGGAACUGGCACAAUCUGACCUCCAUGUGAAAACUGCUCUUGGCUUGGAACUGUGGGAGUUCAACUGAGCCGUUGGAAUACAUUGUCUCCAUCUGGGCGCACUAUCCCAUCAGCGGUGUUAACAAGGAAGAAAUUCCUCUAUCACAGCUCCCACAACAAAGAAGAAAGGGAGAGGAGCAGAGCUGGUGGGAGGAGAAGUGAAGUGAGGGGAGGGGAGGGGUGCACUGUGAGGGGAGAGGAGGACAUUGUUUGCCUGUGACUGUGGGCAACGGAAAAGCAUGAGUUAUCAGGGCAUGUGUGAGUGUGUUUAGAAAGUCUGUUUGUAUGUGAGCAUGUGUGAAUGAGUGAACGAGUGUGUGUUGAAGGGAGUAUGCAAGUGUAUGUGUGUGAGGAGCCUUCAGUUUGGGAUGUUGGAGCUGGGAGGCUGUUCAAAGGAUGCUCAAACAAAGCUGGAUUUUUUUCUUUCUCCCCUUUUUGAAUGGUUAUUGAGGACUGGCUGGAUUCCUUUACUCAUGCUGUUGCGCUCAACUCUGCUUCAGGGUAGCUGAAGGAACCCCCGCAUGCAUGGCCGAGAGGCCUUACCUCACCUAUUACCUCACUAGCCUCUUGGCUGAAGGAUUAUGGGUAACCUCAUCAGCCGGCCCAGCUGCCUGGGCCAGAAGUCCAAGCAUGUGAGGUCAGACGAGGACUUCCUGAAAGAAUGCUACCAGCGACGAAGAGAGUGGCAGUCCCCAGAGCAACAUGGGGAGACCAAACGAGAAGAUGCUGUCAAAGACAAAACCAGAGAGGGUGUGAACAAGGAAAGAGAAGUGGAGAGAGACAAGGAGGCACAAGAAAUUGAUUAUAAGAGGGAAGAGGGGACUUAUACUCCCAUUUCAGACAAACCCCUCCGCAGCUCUCCUGCCUCCACAAUCAGGAGUAGCAGUACUCUGGAUAACGCCUGGCACAGCAGUCCUUCACCAAUAAAAACGUCCCGAAAUGGGACACUAACAAGGAGAACAGUGCCUCCGGAGUUUGCCAGAUCCCCCCUGGCUCAUCCUGACAAGAGCGCUACAGAGAGGAGGGCCAGCUUUCAGAGGAGAGACUCUAGAGAAGGGAGUCCCUGGUCCUGGAAGACUGUGGCAUCACGUGAGGUUACAGAGGUGACGGAGGUGACAGAGACAAUUGUAACCGAAAUUGUAGAGGUGACAGAGUAUCCGCCAGGAGAUAAAGGAGGAGACCCAAUAGUCACCAGAACUGUUAGAGUCCUGAAUGGGGUGGCAGAGGAACUUGCUGAGCUCCAGAGUGAUGGACACUCAAGCUCAGACCAGGAUUCCAGCCUGGAUAGAUGGAGGGGAACAAGAUCUGCCUUGGCACUGAGGGACGUAUCAACAGACUCUGAGACUUUUCUCCAAAACCUAGAUGCUUUGCUCACAUGGGUCUGUGAGAUAGAGGAGCUCACAUCCAAUCAGAAACCUCCUUCCUCAGAGGUCAAAGUGGUGAAAGCACAGCUCCAGGAACAAAAGCUCUUGCAGCGCCUCCUUACAGACCGCAGGCGUAGUAUGGACUCUAUGAUGUUAGAGGGCCCUCGGCUGGUAGAGGCCCACCCAGGAGAAGAGGGGGAGCAGGCAAAGGUCAAGCUCUCCACUCUCAAACAGAAGUGGGAGGCCUUACAGCUGGAGGCAGAACAAAGGAGGGCGAGUCUGGAGCUCAUUCUGCCCAGGGCCCAGCUCUUCCAGGAAGGAGUGGACAGCCUGCAGCAAUGGCUUAUAUCUGUGGAACAGAACCUAGCUGAACUCCGAAAUGCAGAAAGAGUGAUGCUCCAUCUGUCAGAGGCCACACAUCGGGCCAAGGCUGUUGUUGAAGAGAUACAAGUCAAAACCGCAGAGUUAGGGAAAGUACAAAAGUCAGGACAUGAUCUGAUGGAAUCAAUAUCAGAGGAAGAAGCCCAGCAAGUGCAAGAGAAAAUGGAUGCUCUACGUAUUCGCUGCUCUGUGCUCAGUCUGAGCAGUCUGGAUGUGCUGCAGAGGCUGGAGCAGGCCCUGGAGGCCUCUAGUCGUUGCACCUCCAGCCAGGAGGACCUCCACCUGUGGCUGGGCCGCAUUGAGAGGGAGCUCUUGGGAGCAGCAAGCGCACAGACACAUGCUGGAGAUGCAGUACUAUGUGCAGCUGAAAGACAGAGGCUGGAACAGGCGGUGGUGAAAGAGAUGGCUUGGUUCAAAGACACAGCACUGAGCCUUGAAAAGCUGAAAACAAUUAAUCUGGAUCCAGAGCUCAUAGCAGAACAACUCUAUGAGCAGAAGAUUUUGGCUGUGGAGAUUCUCCAGCACAGGUUUAACAUUGAGAAGAUGGUGAAGAUUGCUGAAAUCUUGCUAACAUACAGCGAUGAAGGGGAAAUGGGUGAUCUUCGGACCCCGAUAGAUGUGUUACAGGAACAAUGUAACACCACCUCAGCCACCAACUCCCACGUGGUCCUGCAGCUUGAGCAUGCUCAGUCGCUUCUUCUCCAGUUCUCUGAGGGCCUUGCAGAGGUUUCGCCCUGGCUGGAAGAAACUCAAACCCUCAUUGGCCAGCUCUCUCUGAGUACAAUUAGCUAUGAAGCAUUUCGAGAACAACAGGACCUCUUACAGGGUCUGAGGGAGUCUAUAGCUGAACACAGACCCUUGAUUGCACGCUUGUGCUCUCUAGCAAAACGCUUGUCGGAACUAAAUCCCAUUCAGGGGGAUGAGUUCUGUCGCAAGGCUACAGAUGCUGAGGAGCAACAUAGAGCCAUCAGAGACCGGGUCAGAGAGACUGCCACUCUACUUGAGGAGUCACUGCCAAGAUUCACACAACUGAAUGAGAGGAUGACUCAAAUCAGAGAGAGUCUUGAUCGCCUGCGCAGUCGUGUACAGACUCCCACCUCACUUCAAGGACUCACCCCACGGAUCCAGGAGCAGCUGCAGGACAACAAACACACCCUGGCUGAGCUGUCCAAACUGGAGCUGGGCCUCAGCAGUGUGAAGACACAGGCAGAUGAGCUGCUGGCUAACACUCAGGCAGCUGGUGAUGGAUCCAUUGGCACAGCAAUCCAGGAGCGAGUCUCCAGCCUGUCCCAGCUAUGGGAUGAAACACACACUCAGGCCCAGGAGAGGGAGAGCUGGCUGCUCAAACUCUUGGAUCUCGCCAUGAAGUUCUGGAGUGAUGUCAGUGAUGUCACGGCAGCUCUCAAUGAUGCUCAGCAGGCAGUUUUGGACCUCAAUGCUAGUCGGACUGACUCUGAAACAAUCCGCCAGAGUCUUGAAACCAUGCAGACUGUUAGGGAGGAUAUUGACAGUUUACAGGGAGAUCUGGACACGCUUGGUGUUCUGGGAAUGGACUUGAUGUCAGCAUGUGGGGAUACAGACAAACCAGAUGUCACAAAGAGCCUAGAUGAACUCUAUUGCACAUGGAACAACUUGAGCAAACUGUGGAAUGAAUGUCACAAAAAACUGGAGGAAUCCCUGCAGAUGGCGCUUCACUAUCAAGAUACUAUGCAGGGUCUUUUUGAGUGGUUGAAGUCAGCUGAGCUGAGGUCUACUGAAGAAUUCAUGGUAGGAACUGACCUGGAAUCAGUUAAAGAGCAGCUAUGUGAUCUCAAGGAAUUUAAGCGAGAACUUUACCAGAAGAAGAUUGAGAUAGAAAGCCUGAACCAUCGCUUUGUGUGCCGGCUGUCUCCAGGCUCAGAGCGGCCAGGCUCAGUCUCUCCGCUGUGUGACUUCAGACUGCGCUGGGAUGGCCUGGAGUCAGAGACGGUCAGCAGACAGCAUCAGCUGGAGUGUGCACUGCUGGGUCUGGGUCAGUUCCAAAACACACUGGAUGAGCUGCACACAUGGCUUUCCCGGACAGCAGAACAGCUGCAGGGUAGCCAGCCAAUCAGCAUCGACUUGCAGGCCUGUGAAAUAGAGCUUGCCAAACACAAGGUCUUGCGUAAUGAUGUCAUGUCACAUGUUCGCACGAUGGAGUCACUGAACCAGGCAGGAAGGGGGCUGCUGGAGGUUGGGUCUGGGGACAGUCCACAUGGUCUGCAGUCUCGGCUAGAGCAACUCAAUGAAAGCUGGGAGUUUGUCCGCUGUGAGACUGAACGCAGACAGCUGGAACUAGAGAACAGACUGAGUCAGGUCCAAGAUGUUACAAUGGAGAUUCAGGAUCUUCUGCAGUGGCUGGAAAACACAGACCUGAGAUUGUCUUCCUCCAAGACCAUGUGGGGCAUGCCAGACUCUGCCAGUGAGAGGCUUAGCGCACACUUGGAAUUGUGCAAUGAGAUGGAGUCAAAGCUCCACGCCUACACAGAUGUGAAGAAUGCCAUCCACAGGAUGCUAGAGAGCAGCAAUGUUGUGCGGGGAUCAAGCACUGAACACAGCCUUUCUAUUCUGGAACAGAAAUGGGCAUCUGUUUACAGCAAAGUCCAUGAGCGAAAGGCUAAGCUCACAGAGGGAUUGAGUCUGGCCAAGGAGUUCCACAGUAACGUCCAGGAACUCCUCACUAAGAUGAGCAAAUGUGAAGAGUCUAUUGGGCUUCUUCCUUCCCCCAGCUUUGUCCUGGACACCGUUUGUACUCAGCUGCAGGAUCACAGAACACUGGUGAAUGAGGUAAACGGUUACUGUGAGAAGAAGACCAUAGUGGAGAACACAGGCUGUAGACUAACAGAAUUGAGCAGGAAGGAAGACUGCGAUGUCAUUCAUAAUCUAAUAAUGACUGUCCAGGAUCGCUAUAAAAAGCUACAGCAGCGUACUUCAGAAAGAGGCAGAAUGCUGGAGGAGGUCAAAAAGAAUGCCAGACAGUUCAGUAAAUCUUGGCGCCUCCUGGUGGACUGGAUGACUGAAGUAGAACAGACAUUAGACACACAUAAAGAGAUUGCAGUGUCCCAUGAGGAGAUUAAACAACAGCUGACUGAACAGAAGGAGUUCCAGAAACUGUUGAGGUCCAAGAGGCCGAUGUAUGAGGCCACACUGAAGAGUGGUCGCCACCUCCAUGAAAGAGCUCAAACCAGCCAUGAUAGACAACAUCUGGAAAACCUACUGGCUGAACUCAAAGACACAUGGGAUACCAUCAGUGGCAAGUCCAUGGAGAGACAGCAUAAGCUGGAGGAAGCACUGCUGUUCUCAGGCAGAUUCACUGAUGCUCUCCAGGCACUGAAUGACUGGUUGUACAGAGCAGAACCCCAACUGGCUGAGGAUGUUCCUGUUGGUGGAGACAAAGACAUGGUCAAUAAUCUAAUAGACAAACACAAGGCAUUCCAGAAGGAGUUAGGGAAGCGAGCCGGAUGCAUCAGAACCCUGAAGCGCUCUGUGAGGGAUCUGACCAGGAGCAGCACAGCUGAUGCUCACUGGUUGCAGGAACAGAUGGAUGAACUGGAGGGCCGCUGGGAGGCUGUGUGCAAGCUAUCAGUCAGCAAGCAAGACAGGCUGGAAACUGCACUUCAGCAGGCUGAGAAGUUUGAUGGCCUUGUCCACUCUUUCAUGGAGCGCCUUACUGAGGCAGAGAGGAUAUUGAAAUAUGGGAUGAUCCCAGAGGAGGAGGAAGGUUUGCUUGCCUUCCACAAACAGCACAAGGAGUCGAUGAGUGCUUUGCAGGCCCAGGAGGUGGAGUUAGAGAACAUCCAGUGUCUGGGUGAGGAGAUCCUGGCCUCCUGUCACCCAGACUCCAUAAUCACCCUCAAAUCUUGGAUCAGUGUCACCAAAACCCGCUAUGAGGAGGUUCAAACUUGGGCUCAGCAGCAGGGCCAGAAGAUCCAGGCCAGCUUGGCAGCACUGGAGGCAGAGAGAGAGGAAAUCCAGAGACUUUUAGACUGGAUCUCAUCUGCAGAGGAGGCCCUGAACCUCAGAGACCAAGAGCCGCUGCCUGAGACAACAGAGCAGAACCAAGAACUCACUGAGCAACACACGGUAUUCAUGGAGGAGUUAAAUAAAAAAUUUCCAGAGGUUGAACAUGCCACAAAAUCUUGUAAACACAAGAGCAUUCCGAAACAGCAAGGAUCUCCCAGUAAAAGGCCGCUCACAAAGAGGAGGAGCACUAUGAAGCUGCAGCCUGUUGUACCGGUUCCCCUGGAGCACCUUGACCCCCAGACUCCACAGCUCUGUCAGCUGGUCAGUCAGUGGCAGAAGCUUUGGCUCCUGGCUGUGGCGAGACAAAACCGUCUGGAACAACACCAGCAAACGCUCAGAGAGAUGGAAGAAUUUGCAAACUUCGACUUCAAUAUUUGGCGAAAGCGUUACAUACAGUGGAUUAGUCAUUUGAAGUCACGGAUCUUGGACGUGUUCCGCAGCAUCGACCGCGAUCAGGAUGGACGCAUCAGCCAGAAGGAGUUCAUCGAUUAUGUCCUCGCCUCUAAAUUCCCCACUAACUCUCUGGAGAUGAAUGCAGUGGCAAACAUCUUUGACAUGAACAGUGAUGGCUACAUCGACUACUAUGAGUUUGUUAGUGCGCUCCAUCCUAGCCGAGAUCCCUACAGAAAAACACUGGAUGCAGAUCAAAUAAAUGAAGAGGUGAGUCGCCAGGUAUCACAGUGCAACUGUCCCAAGAGGUUCCAAGUGGAACAAAUAAGUGCCAACAGAUACAGGUUUGGAGAUUCCCAACAGCUGCGGAUGGUUCGUAUCCUGCGGAGCACGUUGAUGGUGAGGGUGGGAGGAGGCUGGACGGCUCUAGAUGAGUUCCUGGUCAAGAAUGACCCCUGCAGAGUUAAAGGUCGGACCAACCUGAAGAUCAAGGAGAAGUACUUGUCUCCUGCAGGAAGCUCUUCUAAGGGUUUGACUGUCAGCAGGUCCAACUCGAGCCUCAGCUUGUACAGCAGUGCGUCUGCUCCCACCAGCCCCAUGACACGCAAGGCAUUACUCCGCAGGAGUUUCUCAGGUGACCGCUGCAUCCGCCCCAGGAGCUCAAUAGCUGCUUUGGGGUCUGAUCUACAGUUUGUCACAACAGGGGAGGACAAUGCGUCCACACCGUCAGACGAAGCUGAGAGGUUACCCACAUGAUUACCUCUGCCUCCGAGCACCAUGUGUAUGCUGCAGUGCUGAACCCAAACACACAGCCUUGGGGCCCCAAAACAGAGUGAUAAGCAGAAGUAUCAGUCACACCUGAAAAGCAGACACUGAUGGAAAAGAACAAAGAAGGUCACCAGAGGUGAUGCUAAAGGGUCUUUAGCUUUGAUACAUCUCUGUGAAGAUAAUGUGUGGACACUGAGGAUACUGGUCCAGAUGCAAGACAAAGAUGAUUCUGUCCCCUGUUGCAUUUCAUACACUAGUAUCUGAUUGCAUAGAUAGUAGGAAUUGAGAAGUUCUGCAUGGAUGCUUAUUGCAUGAUAGCCAGAGCCUUGCUUAAAUCAAAUUUUGUUUUUUUUUUUCCAGCUUGUUAUUAUUUUGUGAUUGCAAAGAUAAGCAAAGUCAGACAGUACCAGAACCUGAGAGUAAUGGGCAGUAAUAUGGUGUAUCUGAUUUAAAACUGACAUACAGCUUGAACACACUUCUUUAUGGUAUGUGAGGGUGUCGUACUGUUUGACUGCCCCAACUAGCAUCCAAAAAACACAUAUACCAAAACCAUUACUAUGUGAAGGGUACAGUAUGCUGUCCUUCAACUUUUUAAUAUUAUUUUUGUUUCUAUUUCAUUCCAUGAAGAUGGCAUUGUUGGCAGGGCCACACUGUUUCUGUCUUUUACCUUUUUUGACACCAUGUUUUCAAAUAAUUAUGUAAUUUGUAUUGUUCUGUAUUGUGAUGAUGUUUUAAACAUUGGAGAUUGCCUGAUGAACAAUGCACAGAAGUGCAACAGGUCAUUGUUGAUUUGUAGAGAUUAUUUUCUCAGGAUUGGUUUUACUUUUGGAUGUAUGUAUUUCUCUGGAACAUUACUGUGAAACUGUAGAUGUGUUGUUUUCUUUAUAACACUACUUCUUAGGAAAGUUUUGUUUAGCACAUUCUUUUCAUAAAAAUGCACUUUUCUGUGUCCAACUACUGUAGAUAGGUUGUUUUGUUAAGUGGGAAAUUUGGCAGUUGUCAUGAGUAAGAGAAUUAAUUUUGAAACACAAGCUAUAAUUUUAGUUUGUGUUUCAUAAAAAAUGUAGAAUUUUUUACAAUUGUCUUUCAGCAGAAUGCACUGGAGGUGAUGCUCUGUGGUUGAACGGUGUAGUUUCAGUGAAAUCUGUCUUUUAGUGUCUUUGUCUUCUCUUUCAAGCAUCUUUUACCAAAAGCAGUGUAUGUAUAUUCUUUCUGUUUUCCAGUUUUUCCUGUUUGAUUUCUCUGAUCUCCAAUCCAGAAAUUCUCACAGCUGUCUUAAUUUUAUUGCUCUACUUUUAAAGGUGUUUGGGAAACAUGUAAGAUUCCUCCUGUAUGUUUCCUCCAAGGUGUACUUAUGAUCCCGUAGACACCAAUAUGCUUGUUUUAGCAAAAAAAUAUUGAAACGCAUUUACCCUGAAAGAAUGGGGUAAGUCUACUGCACAGGCUGCUCAGUGCUGUACUGUGCCUCAUUAUAGAGCAGUAAAUACUUCACAUUAUAUUAUCAGCUGUGUAAAGAUAUUGUAUUUGUAAGUGUCCCUUUGUACUAGAUCUACCGGAGGUCAAAGACAGUAGCUUAUGUACUUACUUGCAUUUGGUCUAUGCAGUUGUGUAAAAGAUUUUUUAAAGUCAAAAACGUUUUUACAUGAUAAUACCUUUUCCUCUUGGCCUCAGUGUGUUGAUGUUUGGAGGUUGAUAAUUUACUGUACUGUAAAAAUACAAUAGCCAGAUUUCACUACUAUUGCUAUGCACCCUAAUCUUUCUGUACUGUAAAUGUUUCUAUACCCAGCACUCAUUCUGAUGUCUAAUUUAGGGAAACUGUAGAUGAAUGUCACUAAUAAUUUUAACUCCACUUGUACAAAAAAAUAAAUCUUUUUGUAAUAAAAAUAAAAAUUAUUUGCCAUCAUCUUUCAUAUUA